GCCGCGCAACACGCGCCGCCAUGUCGCCGUGUGCGAUGUCGCCGUGCCACGCAUGGCUGAUUCAGCAGACGAAUCCGGAUCAUCCAAUUGAGGUGGGUUCAGGGGUUUCCAUUGGUCGCAAGGAUUCCUGUCGGAUCAAGGUCGAUGGCAAAACCAUCAGCGCGGUGCAGUGCGAGGUGAAAUGGACAGCGCAGUUGCAAUGCUUUCAGCUGGUCGACCGCAGUUCCAACGGCACCUUUUUGAACGGUCAGUCCUUGGGAAAGGGCGAAGCUUCGCGACUGACGGAUGGCGAUCAGGUGCAACUUACUAAAGGCUGGCAGCAGAACAGUGAAUUGCAGUUCACCUUCGUCACCUCCUUCGUGAAGCUAGGUGUGAAGGUGAAGGAUGCGCCAGACCUCAACGCCAAGAUGGAGGAGAGUUCCAUCGCGCCACCGGAGCUUGCGGAGGUGACGGAGGCUGUCGCUCCGGACGCGGCAGUCGAUGGGGAGAAGGUGAAACUUCAGGAAGCCUUGGCUGAGGCGGAAGCUCGUGCUGCGUCGCUGUCCGCGGAAUUGGCCCAGAUCAAGGAGCAGCUGAGUGCAGAUGCAGAGCUUCCAGCUGCCGUGGAGGUUCCAACCGCGGUGGAGCCGUCCGAAGUGGAGACCGAGAGGAUCCAGCUCUUGGCGCAGGUGGACGACGCUCUGAAAGAGGCCGCGCGAGAGGAGGGCAUUUGCAGUGCCCACAGGGAACUCAUGGAGGAUUGCCACAAAGUGCAGGAAGCUUUGCUAUUGGAGUUGAAGGAGCUCUUUGCGAAUCGCGAGUCCUUGGUCCAAGAGAAGCGUCGCUGCGAGGAGAACACCACGGCCUGUCGUGCGGUGGAGAAACGCGUGCAGGACCUGGCUAAGGCCAAGCAGUCGGAUGUGAAGGAUUUACAGCAACAAGCUCGAGGUCUGAUCUCGGAGAUUCACAUCGAAGGCACCUCCUUAUCUCAACGGAUCCCAUCAGACGACCGUCGUGAGGAGGGGCACAACUUGGAGUCACCAGCGAAGCGGUGCAAGGUCUCGAGCAUCGACACGGGGACGCUCUUUGCUGAGACCAUGGCCCUGGGGUAGGAUUGGGGUAGUGGAUCAGCGCCACCAGAUUUUUC
Messenger RNA from Cladocopium goreaui, 1126 nucleotides. The record is from the annotation of a GenBank genome assembly. Lineage: Eukaryota; Dinophyceae; Suessiales; Symbiodiniaceae.